Molecule: messenger RNA, 1072 nt
Organism: Aureobasidium pullulans EXF-150
Lineage: Eukaryota; Fungi; Ascomycota; Dothideomycetes; Dothideales; Saccotheciaceae
Product: isoflavone reductase
Exons: 4
Coding region: 6-944 (312 amino acids)
Molecular function (GO): oxidoreductase activity
Source: RefSeq, a predicted model, not a curated record
CGACCAUGAUCAAUAUGAACAUCGCAAUCUUGGGUGCAACCGGGACAACUGGCAGAUACAUUGUCGACGAGCUCCUAGCUUCUGAGCAUGCAGUCUAUGUCACCGCUCUUGUGAGAGCCUCGUCCGCCGAUAAGCCAGAGGUCCAGGACCUCAAAGCCAGAGGUGUCGCAAUCCAAUUAAUCGAUCUGCAAGGCUCCAUUGAAGACAUGACAAAAGCUCUUGAAGGCCAAGAAGUCCUCAUCGCCAUCCUGCCCAUUGCUGCGACUAUCGACCAGAUUCCACUCGCAACUGCUGCAAAGAAAGCUGGAGUCAAGCGUUUCAUACCAACCAUGUUCGCUCCUGUCGCCCCUCCCAAGGGACUUUCCACCCUCAGAGAUACCAAAGAAGACGUCCUCAACCACAUUCGCAGACUACAGCUCCCCUACACCAUCAUCGAUGUAGGUUGGUGGUACCAAUUGACCCUACCCAAACUUCCUUCCGGCCGCAUCGAUAAAGCCGCCAGUGGUCUUGCCGAACGUAUCCCUGGCGAUGGAAAUGUGCUCUCAGCAUUUACACACAACCGCGACGUGGGCAGAUAUGUCGUUCGUGCGACACUGGACCCUCGCACAUUGAACAAAUUUGUGUUCAUCUACUCCGAGAUGUUGACAAUGAAUCAAGUUUAUGAUCAGCUCGAGAAACUCAGCGGCGAGACGCUUCCUAGAAACCAUAUAUCUGGAGAUGAGCUACUCGCAAAUCUGGCUCAGCUUAAGGAUGUGGGCAUCCGCGACGACAACUUCCUUCAAAAGGCAGUAUACGAGUACCAGUACUCCUGGGGUGUCCGAGGCGACAAUAACAUUCACAAUGCGGAGUACCUUGGCUAUAUGCUGGGUAAAAACCUUUACCCUGACCUGAAGGGCACUUCGAUGGAUGAGUACAUCCAGGAGCUGCUUGACGAGUCGUCUUGAUUGGAGAAGGGAUCUGAGUGUAACCCAUCGGCCAAUAAGUAGUGGCAGGAUGUGGUGCCAUAUGUAGACUACCAACGACAAGUCCAGAUAGUCGUGAUCUGGUUUAGCAAUCAACGAUCAUUCCCAAG